Molecule: messenger RNA, 2303 nt
Organism: Amblyraja radiata (thorny skate)
Lineage: Eukaryota; Metazoa; Chordata; Chondrichthyes; Rajiformes; Rajidae
Product: sodium/myo-inositol cotransporter 2-like
Exons: 18
Coding region: 131-2242 (703 amino acids)
Biological process (GO): transmembrane transport
Cellular component (GO): plasma membrane
Molecular function (GO): D-glucose:sodium symporter activity
Source: RefSeq, a predicted model, not a curated record
UGAUCUCAUGGGGGACAGGAAGAUUUGUCCACCACUUCACGCAGUAACUCAACGUAUACUAAUAGCAAGGCUCCCUUGCAUGAUUCCCUCCUAAAAAUAACUUUACCUCAGCUCUGAUCGAAGGGAAGGCAUGGCGGCAAAUCUGUGGAGGGAUGGAACCGUGGUAACUGCAAUGAGCAGCCCGACCAGCACGGUGGACCCUGGGCAAGCUGUGCCGGAAGACCAGCUGCUGGAAGUGGCUGACAUUGUGGUUCUGGUUGUGUAUUUGUUAUUUGUCUUGGCUGUCGGACUCUGGUCUAUGUACAGGACAAAGAGAAACACAGUGAAGGGCUACUUUCUAGCUGGGAAGGACAUGGUGUGGUGGCCGAUUGGAGCCUCGCUCUUUGCCAGUAAUGUGGGAAGUGGACAUUUCAUUGGAUUAGCUGGCACAGGUGCUGCCUCUGGGAUUGCCGUCAGCGCGUACGAGUUAAACGGAAUGGUCAUUCUGAUCCUGCUGGCUUGGUUUUUCCUUCCCAUCUACAUUGCAGCCGAGGUCACCACAAUGCCUGAAUAUCUACUAAAGCGAUUUGGAGGUCAAAGGAUCCGACUCUUUAUUACAAUUCUCUAUUUGUUCAUCUAUAUAUUUACAAAGAUAUCAGUAGAUAUCUAUGCAGGAGCUGUCUUUAUACAACAAGCUCUCAAGUGGGAUUUGUACAUCGCCGUGGUUGGGUUAUUGGUGAUCACCACCCUCUACACUGUUGGAGGUGGACUAGCAGCAGUGAUAUAUACUGAUGCACUCCAGACCGUCAUCAUGCUGAUUGGGGCUCUGAUUCUCAUGGGAUACGCUUUCAAUGAAAUUGGAGGUUACUCAGCACUUCAGGAGACAUACUUCUAUGCCAUUCCAAGUGUUCGUGACCUCAACACCUCCUGUGGCUAUCCAAGAAAAGACGCUUUCCACAUUUUCCGGGAUCCUGUGACCUCGGACUUCCCUUGGCCGGGUGUACUGAUUGGAAUGACAAUCCCUUCCAUCUGGUAUUGGUGCACAGACCAGGUAAUUGUCCAGAGGUCCCUGUCUGCCAGGACACUCCUCCAUGCCAAGGGUGGUUCCUUGUUUGCUGCCUAUUUGAAAGUCUUGCCUGUCUUCUUAAUGGUCCUCCCAGGCAUGGUCAGCAGAGUGCUCUUUCCAGAUCAGGUGGCUUGUGCUGAUGCCGAAACCUGCCGUAGGAUCUGCGGUAACCCAGUUGGUUGCUCGGACAUUGCCUACCCGAAGUUGGUAAUGGAGUUAAUGCCAGGAGGACUACGUGGCCUGAUGAUGUCAGUCAUGAUUGCUGCUCUCAUGUCCUCACUCACUUCAAUCUUCAACAGCGCGAGCACUUUAUUUACGAUGGAUAUCUGGCAUCACCUCCGGCCCCUCUGCUCCGAGUGGGAGCUCAUGGUUGUUGGCAGGGUGUUUGUGCUGGCUCUGGUGGUGCUGUCUGUCCUCUGGAUUCCUCUAGUGCAAAUGAGCCGAGGUGGCCAGCUCUUCAUGUACAUCCAGUCCAUCAGUUCCUACCUGCAGCCUCCAGUGGCAGUGAUCUUCAUUGCAGGAUGCUUCUGGAGACGGACAAAUGAGAUGGGUGCAUUCUGGGGCCUCCUUCUGGGGGUCCUGGUCGGCUGCUGUCGAAUGGUUCUGGAUUUUAUUUACCCUGAGCCUCUGUGUGGUCAGCUGGACAACCGGCCACUGAUCACCAAACACGUUCACUACCUCCACUUCUCCAUCCUUCUCUCUGUCUUCACACUGAUCAUGGUGGUGGCCAUCAGUCUCAGCACCAAGCCUCCGCACCCUGAGCAGAUUAAACGCUUGACCUGGUUCACCCAUUCCGACAAAGUCAACUCUGUGGCAAGCCAGGCCGAAGCAGAUUUACCAAUACCUGGUGUGAGACAAUCUGAUCAAAAAAACCAAGAGGAAAUCAGCAAUACAAAUGACAUCACUGUCGUGACAGAACAACUUGAAGAAGAUAAGGCUAAUUCAGUGGAAAUCAUCAACUUGAGCCAUAUCCAUAUUUCAGUAGGUGGAUCAGACAAGCAAAGGCCGAAACUGAUUUCGUUUAUUUUGUGGUUCUGUGGGAUGGAUAAGAAUGAAGAAGCAGAGAGUCCUGCACUCCCCGAAGCACCAGCCAACGUGAACAUGUUCAAGGAGGAACCUCAUUUGCGCUAUUUCAUCAAUGCUAAUGUAAUUGUGUGCUUGAGUGCUGCUGUUUUUCUCUUUGCUUACUUUGCUUAAAAAAAUGGAAUGAUGCAAUAUUUCUUACAUUUACAAUAGAGGAAAGGUUUACGUCAAAAAA